Molecule: messenger RNA, 1343 nt
Organism: Brachypodium distachyon (stiff brome)
Lineage: Eukaryota; Viridiplantae; Streptophyta; Magnoliopsida; Poales; Poaceae
Product: zinc-finger homeodomain protein 8
Exons: 1
Coding region: 112-969 (285 amino acids)
Biological process (GO): regulation of developmental process; regulation of DNA-templated transcription
Cellular component (GO): nucleus
Molecular function (GO): transcription cis-regulatory region binding; DNA-binding transcription factor activity
Source: RefSeq, a predicted model, not a curated record
CCGCUGCUUGGCCGGUCGUGUGCUUCUACUUCUACCGCUGCUGGGAGCGAAAGCGAUAGCUAGCUAUCGAGCGUAGUGGCCACGAGCGAGCGAGUGGCGUUGCGCGCGGACAUGAUGGAUCAGCUGAGCCUGGUGCCCUACGAGGGAGGCAGCGGCGUCGGCGGCGCCGGGGGCAAGUACAAGGAGUGCAUGCGCAACCAUGCGGCGGCCAUGGGCGGGCAGGCCUUCGACGGCUGCGGCGAGUACAUGUCGGCCUCGCCGGACUCACUCAGCUGCGCCGCCUGCGGCUGCCACCGCAGCUUCCACCGCCGCCAGGCCGCCGGCGGCAGCCUCACGGGCUCGCCCGUCUUCUUCCGCCCUCCGCCGCCGCCGCCGCACACGCACCACGGCGUGCUGCAGGGCUUCCUCGCGUCCGCGCCCCCGCCCCCGCCGCAGCUCGCGCUGCCGUACCACGCCGUGCCGACGGCCGCCUGGCACCACGGGCUGGGCCUGGACCCGGCCCAUACCGCGCGGGCCGGGUCCGAGACGCCGCCCCGGGCCGAGGACUGCAGCCCCGGCUCCGGCUCCGGCGGCCCAGGAGCCGGGGCCGGGAUGUUCGGGAGGAAGCGCGUGAGGACCAAGUUCACCCCUGAGCAGAAGGAGCAGAUGCGGGCGUUCGCGGAGAAGCAAGGGUGGCGCAUCAACCGCGACGACGGCGGCGCCCUCGACCGCUUCUGCCUCGAGAUCGGCGUCAAGCGGAACGUCCUCAAGGUCUGGAUGCACAACCACAAGACCCACCUCGCAUCGCCCACCUUCCGCUCCUCUGCCGCCGCUGUUGCUGCUGCCGCGGGCAUCAAUCCGGUCGCCGGAGCAGGACCGGGCAUCGGCAUCACCGGCGUCGGCACCGGCGACGGAGACGACGAGGACACGGAUGACUCGCCGCCACGCGCCGCCGUCUCGUCGCCUUCCCCAUCCCCCAUCAGCGUCUAGCUACCCACAGCUCGCUCGCGCUAAUGAGUAACGCGUUCGUUUUAAUCACUAGUACUAGGUCUUAUCUUAGCUUUAAUUAACGUGCUUUUCUGUCACUAGUCAGCAUGUGGGCUCGUGUUAAUUAGGGAUCACCCCUGAUCUUCUUCCUGCAUGCCUCCCCUGCAGCGGCCGUGCAUCGUAGUAGUACGGAACCGACCAAGGGCAUAUUUGUACUUUUUGUCCACUCUAAUUCUAGCUUAGCCGAUGUUGUUCUAGGCUCAUUAUGUGUCUUGUCCUUCUUUAAUCGUACUACGGAACUAGUCCUGCAAUCUGCAACUAGUGAGUGACUAAUCAUCGUACUCACAUCAAGAUUAAUGCAGCAUUUGUCCGUGGCA